Ricinus communis (castor bean) is the source of this 1781-nucleotide messenger RNA. Its product is annotated as BTB/POZ domain-containing protein At5g41330. Bases 192 to 1616 code for a protein of 474 amino acids. Gene Ontology annotation, biological process: protein homooligomerization. Lineage: Eukaryota; Viridiplantae; Streptophyta; Magnoliopsida; Malpighiales; Euphorbiaceae. The record is from RefSeq and is a predicted model, not a curated record. The transcript has a single exon. Gene Ontology annotation, molecular function: protein binding.
UACUUGCCAAGAAGCUUCCAAUAGUCCAAACCCGCUCCACGUCUCAAUAUUUGACCAUAAACACAAACCCUGUUAUGACCUUCUAGAAACCACAAUAUCCUUUCCUCCUUAUAAAGUCACGAUCCACCAUUUCCACCACCGCUAAAACAACAACAACAACCGCUGCUAUCAUCCACACCACCUCAAAAAAGAUGCCACCUUUUGCUUCAACCAUGGCUACUCAGUCCCAGAAAAACCUUAAUUUCCCCAACACAUAUAGCCCACAAUCAGAAAUAAUUACUAUUGAUGUUGGUGGCCAAAUCUUCCAAACUACAAAGCAAACUCUAUCUUUAUCAGGUCCCAAAUCGCUCUUUUCUCAACUCACCGAAUCAACUCAACUGGGUCCUCGAUUCAUUGACAGAGACCCAGAAUUGUUCUCUGUUAUGCUUUCUUUGUUAAGAACCGGUAAUCUCCCUUCAAAGGCUAAAGGUUUUGAUAUUGAAGAUUUGAUUGCUGAGUCCAAAUUUUAUAACAUUGAGUCACUUUUAAUCAAUUCUUUAUCAAACCCAUCUCAAUUCGAUGCUUUUAACCUGGAAAAAUCUCUAACUUUACCAUUAAACGGCCGAGAUUUUGCUUCUACCAUUGCUACGACACCAUUUGGGACUCUCCACGUUGCUCAUGGCAGCAAGAUAACAUCUUUUGAUUGGUCUUUAAGGAGAAAGUCGACGAUUUUGACUCAAUUCACAGCAAUUGACUCUCUUUUAGCAAUUUCCCCAAAUUUAGCAGCUGCUGGAGCCACCGAUUUUUCCGGGAUGCAAAUUCUUGAUCUUGAAAAGGGUUUUGUUAGAGCAACUCUGUGUUGGGAAAACGUGACCCGGUCUAGCUCUACGGUUCAAGCAAUCGGGUCGAGUUCGGAGUACUUGUUUACAAGUUUUGAAUCUGGUAGAAGGAACUCAAAUUCAAUUAUGGUAUAUGAUUUGCAUACUCUGUCUCCAGUAACUGAGAUUGGACAUUGUGAGAUUUAUGGGGCUGAUCUUGACUCAGCAAUUCCUGCAACUAAAUUAAAGUGGGUAGAGAGUUAUAAUAUGGUAAUGGCAUCUGGAUCUCACAGUGGACCUUCUGGUAUGUUGGGAAAUGUUAGAUUAUGGGAUAUAAGGUCAGGAAAUGUUGUUUGGGAAUUAAAAGAGAGGCUUGAUUGUUUUUCUGAUAUUACUACUUCUGAUAGUUUAUCAGCUAUUUUUAAAGUUGGUGUAAAUUCAGGAGAGGUGUUCUAUACUGAUUUGAGGAAGUUAGGUGAUGGGGAGAGUAGCAAUCCUUGGACUUGCUUAGGUGAUAAUAGGAAGGUUUUGAAUGUGAAGAAAGAAGGACUUGGAUGCAAGAUUGAGUCUCAUGGAAAUCAGGUGUUCUGUAGUAAAGUUGGAGAUGUUGAGGUUUGGUCUGAGGUGGCGAUGAAUUCUUCGAAGAAAGGGGAAGAUGAAUUGCCUAAUAGAGUGUUUAGGAGGAAUUUGAUGGGGAGAGUGAAGGAUACGGGAGGUUCAAGGAUAACCAAGUUGGCUUUUGGAGGAAACAAAAUGUUCAUGACGCGGAAGGAUCAUCAAUCUGUCGAGGUUUGGCAAAGUUCUGUAAGGGGUUUUUAGAUUUUGAAAAUUGUUUAGUUAGUGAUUGGUGGAAAGUUUUAGAAGAUGAAUAUUUGUUGAAAGCUAGGCUCCUGCUCUUGUGUUUUAGCUCGUAGUUUGAUUCUUACAAUUGUAAAUGCUUGUGUAUUUCUAUCUAAAUUAUAAUAUUAUUAUUAGUUUUCUUCA